AGCCUCCGAGCCACUGCAAUAUUCGUAUUAUUGGUUUUCAGGCUGCUAGACUUACCCUGGCAUCUCGGUAACGCAAACCGACGAAACACGUCAGGUGAUCGCGCUUGGCUGCGAAAUGGCUGCGAACGGCCGUCGGCCGUUUCCUGUGUGGGCUAGCGGGUUUUUGCUGCUAGCCAACGCGCAAGCUGCCAGCGCAGGUGUGGGGGACGUCGUUUUGUGUCGGUAGCUGGGACAUAACGACGGAUUCCCGUCGGAGAAGACAAUUCACUGGCGGAUACUACGUCUGUGACCGUGCGUUGAACGUCCAAGACGAAGACCGCAAGAGUUUUGGACGUCGCCCGCCGUGGCCACGUAAGUCGCGAAUCGAGUUCCGGGGUAGCAGCUGGUCAGUGACGUUGACUAGCCCCCCCAUUCAUUCGCCGGCGGCUGUCUCAUUCAAUCUCCGGAGGCAGCCCGAUGAACAUGGGUUCUCGUGAACUACUUUCGUCGUCGAUACAGGGGCCGCGGAACUCUUGACGCGCGCGCCGUCCGCCAAAUGGGUGCGGACAAUGGAGCUUCGAGUGCCUCUGCUCGAUAACCGCGAAUCGGCGGCCAAUCCAUCCUCGAUAAUGAAGGUGCAAGAUUGGGUAAUGAGCUCCGGCCGCUUGCCGACGGCCUACCGCAUCGGUAACUCGACACUCCGCUGCCAGGUCAACUUCGUCGUGGCCGUGGCGCUGAUGGGCAUAACAUGCCUGCUGCUCAUGUACGCGCUGCUCCCAUGGGGCAAGUACCACAUCCUCGAGGACCACAUCGACGGUCCGGGCCACGAGCACGGGCACCAGCACAUCCUGAAGGAGUACUUGCCGUACAACUCCACGUACCCGCUGACCAAGCCCAUCGUGUACGGCCGCAAAGUGCGCUACAAGAUCGCCUGCAUCACCGACUUGGACACCGAGUCCAAGCUGAAGGGAACCGAGAACACCUGGGUCAGCUACCUGAAGGUCGGCUACCUCGUGGUGGACAAGACGAUGAGCGAGGUCAGCAUCGAGUGGGAAGAAGGCAUGACCAUGCUCAAGGGACAGUUUGCCAUGGGCGGCCGCGGCAUGGAGCUCUCAGAGCUGGUGGUGUUCAACGGCAAGCUCUACACCAUGGACGACAGGACCGGAGUGGUGUAUGAGAUUAGGGACAACAAAGUGAUACCGUGGGUGAUGCUCACCGACGGCAAUGGAGAGGCCACGAAAGGGUUCAAGAGCGAGUGGGCGACAGUGCGAGAAGGCGUCCUGUACAUAGGUGGCCUGGGCAAGGAGUGGACGAACAGUAAGGGUCAGGUGAUCAACCACGACCCCCAGUGGAUCAAGGUAGUGACCCCGGGAGGCCGCGUGGAGCACCGCGACUGGCGGGACAACUACCGGAGGCUCUGUGAGUGGGCAAAGUAUGGAGCCCCAGGAUACAUGAUUCACGAAGCCGUCGCAUGGAGCCAUCGCUUCGGCGAGUGGUUCUUCCUUCCCCGUCGUGCAAGCACCACAGCCUACAAUGAAGUGGAGGAUGAGGAGAAGGGCACCAAUCUCAUGCUGCGCACAGACCCUCAGUUCGCUCGUGUCCAGGUGACGAAGGUUGGACCGCUGUUGCCGACCCAUGGUUUUUCGUCGGUCAAGUUUGUGCCGAGCCUGACGCGCUCGGACCAGGACAGCAUUAUCCUCGCUCUCAAGUCAGAGGAGUACAAAGGAAAGACUGCGUCGUACAUCACUGUGAUUCGCGUCGAGGAUGGAAAGGUUCUCUACCCCGAGACCAAGAUUGGCGACUACAAGUUUGAGGGGGUUGAGUUCAUCUGAUGUGACAGACGGCUUGUUCUUGUUAAAAUGUUAGUUUGUGUGUUCUGUGGCCUCGUGAAGCCGAUAAAGGUAAAAUUUGUAUGCUGUUAAAUAUUGUAAAUGGAUUUCGUGCUCUAUCAACCUUCUUGCUUCUUGCUUUCUUUUCGCUUGAUAUAGCAGUAGAAUAUUCUCUUACCGCCGCAUGAUUGCUUUUCACCAUGGUACCAAUGAUCCAAAAGAAUUGAAAGGAAUUGUGAGAGAAAUAAAAUACUCUUCCCUGGCCUAAGUGGUGUUUGACAUGGGAGAAUUGCAUUACUGAUUCUGUAGAUGGAUUUUAUCUGGUCACUAGCCUGUGACUCACUUCAUGAAAAAGGACUUUCACCUGCUUUUUUGUCAGUAGCUAACGCUUCAUAUACUAAAGCAUGUUCUUUAAUAGCAUUUGUGUAAAGCCAUGUCUUUAUCAGCUUCACGUAGCUGUGUCCGGAGAAGCGUUUGUAGGAUCCUUGCUUCCAACCCACCAAGAGGUAGUUUGCCUUGCUGACAUAUAAUUGUAAUGACACCGAAACUCGUGAUAAUGCCUAUGGCUGCUUCAAGGACACAAUUCACCAAGUUCUCUUGCUACAAGUUUAAUUAAUAAUCAUUGAGAGAAAACAUGCUGCUGUGGCAAAUCAUUGUUUGUUAUGCCAUGUAGCUUUUCUUCAAGGAGUGGUACUUGUGUGAAGUUAACAUGCGAGGAAACUGCCACCAAUAUAGGUAUAAAGUGAAAACUACCUUCGCUUUUUGAGUGGAAAGGGAUGAAGUUUUGUCCUUUGUCCGUUCAAGUUGGUUAAGCGUUUUCUAGUCAUUGUUUCCUAGCUUCCUGCAUGCUUUUCCCAUUGCUUAGCAUCGAGCAUGAAGCCUUGACCUUUUAUUUGAACUUGGCUGCUGUCGUCUCCAGUUCAGUGCAACGAGAAUUGAAAUCAAUACACUGCUUUGGAAGUUUCUUGCUUUCCACUGGUGGCAGCUAUGCUAGCACAAGGGCGAAGCUUGUCAGUAUUGUUCUUGAGAUCUGUUAUGUGGUGCCCUCUCACUGGUACCGGUACCAGCUUUACGCUACCGGUUUUACACGUAAAACAGCUGAGUAGCAUCAAGGUUACUUUUAGUGACUGAGGUUUGGUACUUUAUAACCUACAGUGUACCCACUUAUAAGAAAGUCUUCAGAUCAGUUAUGGGACAUUCUGUCACUAGAAGCCUUACUAUCACGGUAACAAUUUUAUGCUUAUAACGGCUAAGUAGUUUCUCAAGGUUUCCUUUACCAACUAAGGUUCAGUACUUCAUAUUUACCCAUUUGUGACAAACUCUUAAAUACAUGUGGUCUUUUGUGUAGAUGGUAAUACAAAGAUUAUUGCCGCUUCAUUAGGACAAGUUGGGCUCAGUCCUCAAACUAGCCUUGCUCUUACUGUAGUGCACAUAUAGCAGCUUGUUCGAGGCAACAGUCUGAUGCUGGAACUUCAUUUGUUUAUGUACAGUUGGCCUCAAAGGUUUUUACAAUUUGGCUAUCACAAGAAAGCCAAAUUUCAGUAGCUUAGUUUUUUGCUUGCUGCCUGUAAAUUUAGUACGACGUGUACACUAUUGUAAGUCAAAUUUCAGGAGGCAUGCCCAGGGUCUAAAAGGUAUUCAACUUUUUUCCAGAUUCUACGCCCCGUAAACUUCUGGUGCCAACAGUACAGAUGUCUUGAGAUGGAUUGUCAUUUAUAUGCUGAUGCUAACUUGCCCAUCGAGUACUGUGUGCCUUUGACUGUCCAGCACAGGAAACACUGCUAAUGUCAUGCAAGGCAGGCAUGAUAUGCUUUGCUGCCUGUUGCUGACCCAAGUGAAGAGAGAUCUGUGAAAGUUUGUUUUGAAUGUGACAUGCAGUUAGGUUUGUACAGAAGACGUCAUUCAAAAGGUACUUGUAGCAUGUUUUGUUUUCAGGCAGUCUACUUGCAAGAAAUGGGACACAAGAUGUGUCGUUCCUUGCCCCCAUCCUUCUUUUUUCUUUUUUCUUUCAUUCUACUCAACAUAUCGAGACAUGCAAAUGCCCACGAAGUUAUCUAUAUACAGAAGCCACUGAAAAGCUUGCAUAUUAUGUCGACUUAUACCCCUGUCACACGGCAAAUCUAAUGUCAUUUCCAACAAAUGACAUUUGUUGCGAUUAAUGUCAUUAUCACAGCGCGCUGUCACACGGCGAAAACUAAUGUCAUUUGAAAAUGAUGACAAUGACGAUAGUAAAAAAAAGACGCCUCAAACCCACUUUUGUCCAAUAAUUAUUUUCCAAUAUGCUAAAUUCCACUAGAAUAUGUGAUUGUUGCUUUCAAACCGUAGCGUUCGAUUACUAACUUGUCGACAUUGCCAACGAAGUCGAGUCAAACCAAGCCAAAGCUAAGGCAAGCAACAGGGCGAAGAGAACGAUAGGCGCGUCCGCUACAUCUGCUAAAGUGGUACGAGAAGGGCACUUGCAUGUCAUCGCCGUUCUGAUGUGCAUGCAGGCUUCUAAUAUCCUCAUUCUUGGCACGUGCCACAGGAAAACAUGCGCACGCUUUUACGCCAAGUUAAUUGAAGCGGCCGCGGCCGAUGCUCCGGUGCGAACCAACACGACUGCUGCAGCGAAAGCUAAAGAUGGCUGUCUGGUCACUGGACUGAGAGUAGUUUUCUGUAUUUACGCACGUGAUGAACUUCAAUGUUGGUAAAGCAAUAAUUAGGUAAUAAAAUGGAUAGAAUAAUAUGGAUUUUUUUUAAAACAAAAAAGAAGCAUGUACUGUUUGCGAAACACUGGUAAACUCGUGGUGUCGAGGAUACACAUUCAGUUCCAAACGAAUGCGAAUGAGUUUGGCGAACUCAUUCGUUUGUAAAUGUCAUUUUCGAAAAUGUCCUUACGUUUUACCGUGUGACACCAAACAAAUGGCAUUAUCAGCGAAUGUCAUUCGCUGUAAAUGACAUUAGAUUUGCCGUGUGACAGGGGUAUUACUGUAUCCUCAAGUAUCCUCGCAGCUGUGAGGAUAUUGAGCGGAUAUAAGCUGGACCCUGAAUGGCAUACGUAAGCGUACAUUGAACACCCACAUAUUGCAAAGAUAGCUUCUUCAUUCAUUCAUGUUGUGCUUCCUUCCAUAACAACAUGCCACAAUCACUAUGUUGUCAGCCAACUAUGGCAUAAUGACAACAGAUGGUAAUGGUAGUUGAUAAUUAUAGCGAUAGAAAUAAUUAAUGAAAAGGGAUAGAUACAUGGGAAAAUAGUUGUCCUAAAAUGUGGCCCCAGGAAUUCAAGAGUACAAAUCUUUCGUCUUGAGACAUGCACAGUGCUUCUGUAAAUGUGAAGCUGUACUUUCUGGCGAUGAGAUUUUUGUUCUUGUUGUUCUCAUCAUGGCUUCCACAUUCAACAUAACUACCACAGGCAGCUGCACACAUUUUGAGAGCUGGAUAGCACUAUGGAACCACGUAAUGUGCUACUUGUAUUGAAUUUUUUUUUUCCUUGAAGUGGCAUGGUACGAAAUGUAGUCGUAUUUUUUAUAGGUGCUUGUGUAUAAUAGUUGCAGCAAUAAUGGCAUUUUGUGACGUUUCUUGCCCCCUCCCCCCUCUUGCUUUUCUUCUUUGUUGAAGUGGGAAUGCCGUUCCUAGAACUCGCUUUUUUGAUACCAAUUGCACAGUGCUCUUCAGAUUUUACGCUGAUUUUAAGUAUGUAGUGUAAAAUCGCCCUUUUCGAGCAGGCGACGUUGGCAUGCGUUCUACCGUGAAUAUUGGCAGAUCUGAUGCCUUUGGGAGCUGCAUUUCGUGAUAAUUAACACUGAUGCAUUAUUUGCUUUCCAAAGAGUCUGAAAACAUAGUCUUCAAGACUUUUAUUUUUCUUGUAAUCUUCAGCCACAAAUGUCCCUGUAUUUCCUCCACUGCUUCCUUUAACCAAGUAUGAAACUUAAAGUAGGCGCGCUACAUGCAAACUUCAAUUCGAGAGCACUUGUUUCUUUUCAUGUUGCACAGAAAUUGGUGCAUAAUAUGUGUUCAUAAUCACUGCAGCACAUACCCAAUUACCACUGUCUAAUUUCAUCAGCUCAGUGUUAUUUGAGAAGAACUUGUGACUGAAAGCGUAGACUGGGCAAAGUGGACAACCAGUGAGACCAAAGGCAUAGUGCUCACUUUUCCACUUCAGUGUGGAGACCGAUCCCUCUACGCCUGCUCCUACCACCUGCCUCUGUAUACUACAACCUUAUGAUCUAAUCGCCUUACCUCCACACGUCCAUUAGUUCUGAGUUUGGAGCUGCUUGAUCUAAACAAACCCAGUUCACUAUGAAACGUACUGAGCAGCAAAUUUUUGUGUGCAGCACUUUUUGCAUCACAGGUGCAGCUUCUAUGUGCCACGUGCCACAUUCGCGAGUGAAAAUGAUCAUGUAUUGGAAGCAAAAUUGUGCAGAAACUACCGGCGAUGACUGUCAUUGUAAGCGAAUAGCGGAACGCUUCUAGAAAGCUGUUCACUUUAUUAAAGGAAUGAUGCGCUUGAUGGCAUAUAUUUGUUGUGAAAAUAUUUAUGUAAAAUUUCUUGUUUCAUUGUGUAAUUCCGUAGGGAGCAAAGCCAUUAACUAGCACAUCUGUGGUAAUACAGGUAGAUGGCAUGUGUGUCUGAAAGAGCUUUAAUAGUUUGCAUUCGGCAACAAACGUGCAUCACAACUCGGUCGUGUAGAAGCAUGCACCCUUUGCGUCAGCAGUGACAGUCCAACCACCGAUCACGAAAAUGGCCAAAAGAGCAAAAGAAAGCGAUUUGCUUAAAAGGGGCCCUGAAUCGCUUUUUAUUGAAGUUGAGAAAGGCAUUUGAAGUGAAAAUAGGCUAUUUCAGUAAUGGAGUUAUUGGCAAUCAAACACAGCCUCCACUGUGCUCCCAUUCCUUCUUCAACGCCUUGCACUGCGAUAGCUAUGGUGCAGUGAGGCAUGCCCACAACGCUCCACCUUCUAAAUGUCACCAUGGCGCACAAUUCAAAUUUCAUUUUGGAUGUUAACGUAGACGCCCUGCCUUUGGCGCCUAUGAUGCGCUAAACAUAAGCCAACCAUGGUUGUCCUCAGCGAGCCGCGGUGCGCUUAUUCAGUGGACUCGUGGCAGCACCCCAUGGUGGCCGCAGUGUCUGCCAUAUAGCCGACCACAGUUUUAUGUCAGCUAUGGGCCAAUAGCAGCUGUCUAAGGGAAUGGCAAAAUAAAGCCUCCAGUAGAGAGUGAGGACAGGGCCUUCUGUUGAGAGCAUUUGAGAGAAAGGUGACUUUGUGAUCCGCUUGGCUUGGCAAAACUUGGCUGAGAUGUUCACAGCUACGUAUGCUACCUAUGGACUAUAUUAUUUCACAAAUCCCGAGGAGUGGUUCAGAGUCCCUUAAAAGAAAUGAGAGGAAAUAAAACAUAUUUUCAUUAAUUAUCAGUAAGUCUAUCAGGAACUCCUGCUACCUACAUACUGUGCAACAUCGACGGUUCAGUUGGGCUUCUCCUUGAGAUCAGUUUAUUGUACACUGUGACUGAAACCAGUGCUACAGUAUCAUUCUUCCUAGAAAACACCAUCUCCCUUUGGUGCUGUCCGCACCUCCAGAAAAGCGCAAUCGACUUGCCCAAACAUGUACAGUAGUUUAAUGUAACUUACUCAAAGUAUCAUCUGGACACUUUCAAGAGAGUCUAAGAAACGUGCCCAAGCUCACAAUCUGGUUGCGACUCUCGAAAAUAACUUUUGGAGCUCUUAAAGCAGGGGCAUGCUGAAAUUGCCUUUGCAACGUUCUAGUCACCACAUUGCAGCGGGUGCUUCACCAUUUGCAUUUAUUGUAGGGUUUGCAAACAGACUGCCACACAGCCUUUUGUUAAGCAUGACAUUGGCUGGGAUAAUGUAAGGAUUUUAUUCCAAUGGUCAUUUCUUUUUGCACUUUGUCAGUGUUCCGAGUGGUGUGUUAUCCUGUGUUAUCACAGGGAACAGACAGCCAAGAAAAGUCAAUGAUAAGUAAUAAAUGGAAUCUUUACACUAUACUGGCCCUUGUUUGUUUUGUUUCAGUUGCAGCUGUUUGUUGUUUCAAUUGCAGUGUUUUAAUUACAGCUGAUGUUAACACUCGCUGGUGUGCAUUGCGGUCAGCGUGUACUUCGAACAUGUGCAAGCAUCGGGCUGGUGUUAUGAACCACCUCAACCGAUACGUCCCGAAUUGUUAAAACGGAUUGUUUGUUGGAUUGUUUGUUGGAUUGUGUAACUUACCUGAAUUUUUUUUUAUGAAGCAUCGGACACUAUCUUUUUGUAUAAUCAAACGUAAGACAUAUUUUAAAGCUGUUCCUCUGUUUUGCAUUCAGGCAUGGGCUUACUGUUUUGUAGCUGCUUUAAUGGUUUGAUUAGCGGUAGUUAUAAAUCGUAUUUAUGCAUCUUGCCUUUAGCCUAUGUGGCAUAGCUUGGAUGUGAAUGUUUUUCUUACAAUGGUAGUUAUGCCAUGCACUUAUACCAGCUCAGUGCAAAUGAAUGGAAUUGCUAAGGCAGUCUCUGAGUACAGCCCUUGGGGCUGUGUUGCCAUCGUCAUGCCAUACCUGAAUGAUUACAACAUUGAGACAGAAAUCCACAUGCAUAAACUGCUCUUCGAGACUGCAAAUGCAGCUCAUGUUUUUUGUUUGUACGUGCUUACUUGCUGGCCUCCACUUGCCAAGGUAGGCCUUGUAGAUUUUGUUGAAAUUUAAGGUUUGUACUUUGUUUAGUGCUUAUUAGCAGGCAAUGCUCUGAAAGUUGGGGUAACUUUUCAGUGUCUUCACCUGUGGCUAAAAGAUAGCACAUUCCACAAUAGAAACGAAAGAUGGGGAAAAUAAUAUGUUCCACAUAACUUUGACUCCAUACAUUGCAGUUGUAGCAGGUGAAAAGUCACAUAGAUCCAAGGCCACUUAAUGAGACAUACAGAGGAAACAUCCCUUUAUGAACACUUUACAUGCAUAUUACAUAACUUCCAUUUAAUGAAAUGUUGACUGUAUACAUUAUAACUGUAAUAGGCUAAGUUAUCAUGUAGAUGGCAGUGUGGAUCGUAACGGCUUCACAAGGAAAUUUGCAAAAAGGUGCUUUUUUAUGACUGGGUUACCCACACAUCACCCUCAGCAUUGCCUGCUAAGAAAAAGAAUGUAGCGCAGAUCAAUGUCUGGUUUUUGUCUAAUCGAGUGCUGUGCUUCAUCAGUCGUUGACAUGUUUCAACGCAAACAUUGCAAUUCAUAGUGCUCUCUGAAGGCUGCUGCACAAUUUGGUCAUGGUAUAGCCCCUGCUCUGACAUGAAUAAACAUUUUGUGCAUUACAA
This is a messenger RNA of Dermacentor andersoni, 9074 nucleotides long. RefSeq names its product soluble calcium-activated nucleotidase 1. Gene Ontology annotation, biological process: proteoglycan biosynthetic process. NCBI's taxonomy places the organism in Eukaryota, Metazoa, Arthropoda, Arachnida, Ixodida, Ixodidae. Gene Ontology annotation, molecular function: GDP phosphatase activity; calcium ion binding; UDP phosphatase activity. The record is from RefSeq and is a predicted model, not a curated record.